This is a messenger RNA of Geodia barretti, 3072 nucleotides long. The record is from the annotation of a GenBank genome assembly. Lineage: Eukaryota; Metazoa; Porifera; Demospongiae; Tetractinellida; Geodiidae.
GUGAUUGGACUGCGAAGACCGCGCAGCGAACGAGCCCAUGGCCGGAGUGCUAGUGAUAGUGUACUGCUUCCUCCUUGCAGUUAGCUGCAGCUCCGGACAGCAGGACUGCUCCGAGACCCGCACGAUAACGAGGCUUCAGUUCUUCACUGUCCCGCCAGGCACUGUCUGCUUCCAGUGCGACUUUGGCAGUGGAGUGGCCGCAGAUUCCGUCUUCCAGUUGGACAACUCGGCCGUGGGGGAGGAAGCUGGGACGGUGCAGAACGGAGUCCUCGCUGUCUUUGCUGCGGAAAACGUAUUCCAAACUACAAUUUCAACAUCUUUGUCUUGCAUCAGUGGGAACACAAGACUAACUGCACACAUUUUCUUGGAAAGCCUUGCACCUCCGCAAGUGCCUAGUGCAGUGUCAGUGAGAGAGGGCGAGACGCUGACAUUAGCGUGUGAUGUCACCAAUUCCAACCCACUCCCUACCGUUAGCUGGAUAACGGCAGAGGAAGAUGUGAUAAGUGGGAAUACUGUGGAGAUAAACGACAUACAGAGGAGCCAAGCCGGAAACUACAUCUGCGUUGCCACUGCAGAAGAUGGCAGUACUCAGAGCUCCACUACAGUAGUCACUGUGACAUGUUAGUUGAUAGAGGUUAACAAACACACUUCAGUGCUGCAUGAGCAAGUUGGUUAGCUCACUGUAUUGUUACAAUCUUGUAGUAGUGCAGUCCAUUGUAAAGUGGUGCAGCAUAAGGAGGUGAGACUUAGCUAAAGGAAUACAGUUUACAUUGGCUUAGACCUUGACCAGGAGUUGCCUUGUACCGAGACCUGAUAAAUAAACAUCUUGUCUAUUUUACCUAACAUGCUUUUUGCUGCAGUUGCUCCAGAGAUAACAGCAGACGAAGAGGGCUUGGUGAAAUUUCCCCUGAACGGCACACUACACCUAUCCUGUUCGUUUCAGAGUGUCCCAGCACCAGAUUCUGCCAAGUGGACCCACAAUGGCACCCAGCUUCUCUCUACUCUAGUCACAUUGACAGCCUCGACUACCACACUGACUCGCACCAACCUACAGGCAAAUGGUGGCGGGGCCUAUGCCUGUAGUGCCAGCAAUGAAGUUGGCUCUGACACUGCCACAACCUUCGUCAGAAUACAAUUACCCUCUGAUCCCGUUAGCGACCUUGAAGUGAUAGAGAGGGCCACAGAUAGUCUGACUCUCUCAUGGACAAAUCCACACUUUACCGGGUUUGCUUCGAUAACAUCAUUUAGAGUCAUAAUUACAGGAGGUGGACCUGAGGGAUCUGAGGCAUUUGGCGGAGACGAAACACUGACGGAGUACACAGUGUCUUCUCUGAGUCCACUGAGUUUCUAUACCAUCAGUCUCUCUGCAGUGAAUGAUGCUGGUCUUCAGAGUCUGCCUGUCAUAGUACAGGAGUCAACACGAUCCCUCAGACUACCUGUGAUAGAAGAGCCAGUUAUAAUUGUCGUAAAUUCCACAGCCAUUCUUCUCCAGUGGCAGUCCCCAAGAUACGAUCCAGCCACCACUUACCCUGUCACCAGCUACCAGCUGACCUACAUAAAGCAGGGUGGAAGGGAGACCCCAACAAACAGGAGUCUCCCCCUACAGCCCACUAGUGUUACAGUUGGCAACUUGGCAAAGGGGACAGUGUACGUUUUCACCCUAGCCCCUGUCAACACUGCCGGUCCAGGGGCAACAUUCACAUAUGAACCUACUGAGACAUUCAUUGAUCCUCCCAGUCCUCCCCGAGAAGUUACAGCAGAGUCUCCAAAUCCAUUCACCAUUCAGUUAUCGUGGUCUCCCCCGAGCAGUGAUGGAGGCCGUCCAAUCGGUGAGUAUCGCAUCCAGGUCUUCACCUCUGGUGAAUAUUCCUCAACUUAUAAUCUCCCUGGAUCUGCCGAGACAUACGAUAUAACUGAGCUGUCUCAAAACACAAGCUAUGAAAUCAGGAUCACAGCUGUGAACGCUGACAAUCAGGAGAGUAACUAUGUGGCCGUCAUGCAGACGACAGCUCCGGUUGGAGACCCACAGCCACCAGUACUAGACGCAUUCUCUGCAGCCAGGGUUGGGAACACCAUGGCAGAAAUAUCUUGGGAUACUCCAGGUGGAUUUCCAAACCGGUAUAUCAUCCAGAUUAGAGCAAGCUCACAGAACAAAUGGAACAUGACUAUAAACUUCACAAUUUCUGUUCAACUCCUUCCUUCUCGUCAAACAUUUGUUUUCAAAGACCUCCAACCGCUAACAGCAUACAGUGUUAGAAUCCAGUCCGAAAACGUCAAAGGCCUCUCAGAAUUCACAGAGAUUUUCACCUUCAAAACCUAUGGAGAUGUUGAGAUCAGUGGAGAUGAAGCAGUGUCUGUUGGAAGUACACUAAGUCUUGGGUGUGGACUGGAAGGAGCAGACUCCUCUGAUUCCAACAUCAACUACACAUGGAGCUCCACAAAUGGCCCUCUCCCUCCUAGAGCCUCAGUGGGUGAAGUAGACGGAGUUCUGGUGAUCCAAGAUGUGAGACGGGAGGAUGGUGGAGUAUAUACAUGCACUGCCAACGGUGUCUCUGGUAACAUCACCGUUGAAGUGUCACGGAGCUCUAACUUGAGUCUUGUGGGGAUUGUGGCAGGGAGUGCUGGAGGAGGUAUUCUCAUCACACUCAUAGUCUGCACUGUCUUGUGCAUAGUCUGGUGCUACAGAAGAUCUAACAGUAAAGUGGUGGUUGAUGACAUUGACUCUCCUCCAGUGAUGGACAGGUGUAGCCACAUAUACGAGUGUCUUCCAUUGAGCAACGCUGGCCCUGUCUACAACAACCCCAUUACUUUCAUGCCCAACAAAGCAUAUGGAGUUGGGCUGAAUAAAAACCUGAAGGAAGUAGAGCUGGCCAAGUCGUGUGACGAUGUGUAUGUGGAGGUUCAAGCGGGAGUGAGGCGCCAACCAGAGAUGAUCUAUGAUCUGGCUGUGCACAACCCAAUGCAGACGAAAGCAGAGGAGAGCGAGGAAGAUUAUGAUGAGGCUUACGAUCCUGAAUCGGACCUAGAGGAAGCUUGUACUAAUAUGUAACUGAUUUGCUACACCAUUUUUUA